This is a messenger RNA of Etheostoma cragini (Arkansas darter), 685 nucleotides long. Its product is annotated as lactoylglutathione lyase-like. The record is from RefSeq and is a predicted model, not a curated record. Bases 280 to 660 code for a protein of 126 amino acids. Gene Ontology annotation, molecular function: metal ion binding; lactoylglutathione lyase activity. NCBI's taxonomy places the organism in Eukaryota, Metazoa, Chordata, Actinopteri, Perciformes, Percidae. The transcript is spliced from 4 exons.
GAAAGAAAAAGACUGCUGCCUUGUGAAUGGAAGCGUCCGUGUUAUUUUAGGUUGAAAAGAUACCCAAAUUUCUCAAAGAAAUAUAGAAAACUUUGAAAACAAGUCAAAUUUGACUCCCAAAGACAACAGCAGGGUCUCAACUCCAGUAGCCUACUGCAUGCCAGAAUGUUUUCUGUGUAUCCCAUCUGAGACGCAGAAUCUUCCAAGCAGCACUUGAAGGCGGCAGACGGGGAAUCUACCUGUGUACUUCCCUUCAGUCUGAUCGGAGAUCUGCGAGCCAUGGAGGGCGGAGGAGGACUGUCGGAAGAGGCCGUGUCUGCUGCAUGCAAAGAGGCAGACCCCAUCACCAGGGACUACAUGCUGCAGCAGACCAUGCUGCGGGUCAAAGAUCCUGUCAGAUCUCUGGACUUCUACACCCGAGUCCUGGGCAUGACCUUGCUCCAGAAAAUCGACUUCCCCUCGAUGCGUUUCACCCUCUACUUCCUGGGUUUCGAGAAGAAGUCCGACAUCCCGGCCGACAUCCGAGAGCGGACGGCGUGGACCUUCUCGCGCCGCGCCACCAUAGAGCUCACACACAACUGGGGUUCAGAGUCCGAUGAAAGUCUGUCGUUCCACAACGGGAACACCACGCCGAGCGGAUUCGGUGAGAAUUUUAACUGACUUUGUGUAAACUAGACUGGUAGUA